AUGAAAAGUCCCAUCAAAAUCCGCUUGGCUCGGUUUGGGCGCAAGCACCAACCCUUCUAUAAUAUCGUGGUGGCCAACAGACGCUCAGCAAGAGAUAGUUUGCCCAUAGAAGUAUUAGGAACCUAUAAUCCCAUACCCGUUCCAUUAUCACCCGAAGAGCAGGCUCAAGGAGUCAAACCAUACAAGCAUAUAGAGUUGGAUUUCGACCGCUCCAAGUACUGGCUCGGUAACGGUGCCGAGGUUUCGGACCGUGUUGGUUUUUUGUUCAAGAGAGCAGGAUUAUUACCAGAGGAAUGGCCAUCUCCAUCCAAGUUGACUCAACACAUUCCAAAGCCUACGUUUGAGGAUGCAAAGACUGUCCAGGAAGAACCUCAACAGUUGAUCCGGUCCAGGGAUUAA
Meyerozyma guilliermondii ATCC 6260 is the source of this 399-nucleotide messenger RNA. RefSeq names its product mitochondrial 37S ribosomal protein bS16m. Gene Ontology annotation, cellular component: mitochondrial small ribosomal subunit; ribosome. Gene Ontology annotation, biological process: mitochondrial translation. The coding region runs from base 1 to 399 and encodes 132 amino acids. The transcript has a single exon. Lineage: Eukaryota; Fungi; Ascomycota; Pichiomycetes; Serinales; Debaryomycetaceae. The record is from RefSeq and is a predicted model, not a curated record. Gene Ontology annotation, molecular function: structural constituent of ribosome.